AUGCAUUCUAAAAAGGUAAAUUUAACCCUUUAUUUUUUCUUGAUUAAUGAUUCUUCAGAAUUUACCACCAUGUAUCAUCAUAGUCUUCGUCAAGAUGUUUUUAUAAAGGACGAGUACCAUUAUUUAAACGUUCCUAAAGUUGGAACAUUCACAGUGUAUGACAGCCUUGACUGCACCUUUGAAUGCCUCGGCAAUCCUUCCUGUUUGUCCUUCAACCUGGCAGCUUACAAAGGAGCAGAUGGAAAGUUGCGGUGUGAGUUGUUAUCCUCCGAAAAGUACAGCAAUCCCGAGGAGUAUAAAAGGAACGAGAGUUUUCAUCACUUUUCCAUCAAGGUGUGGUAAAUUCUUUGUAUAGAGUUUAAAGUAAGAUAUUUUUUAUAUAUCAGGUCUACGCGAUUUUAACUGAAUGUGUCUUGAAAUAUAAGAUACUUUCGUGUAAACGUAAAACUCGGCGUCGUAAUUCUUUAAAAAGGUUCUUUACAUAGAAUAUCAGCUAAGAAAUCGAACAGGAAGCGGUGUCUGAAGUGACUGACGAUAAGACUUCCGAGUUAUUCAGUCGAAUGUCACCGUCUCCCUUUUUUUCUUGCUUCAACAAUUAAACGCGGAACAAAAUUACAUUAAUGAAAAGAAGGCAUUUGACACCAUCAAAAUUUUUUAAUAUUAUUUCAGACUCCUUGCAUGUUAUCACCAUGUCAGUACGGAGGCGCCUGUGUAGCGAACUACAGGUAUCACACGUUUGACUGCCGUUGCAAGGAUGGGUUUCAUGGAGAAUUCUGUGAAGGUAAUUGCUGUACCACCGCCCUGUGCAUCAAUUCAAGGCAGCAUAAAUAGUAAAGCCGUCGUCCUUGAUAAUAUUUAAAGCCUAUUGUCAGGUGUGCAACGGGCCAACAAUCAUCUUUUGGCGUCUUUUUAACCUGCUUUGAAGCAUCGGCAGAUAAAUUUGUCAGUACUCUCAAAAGCACAUUUCUCUCAAGUCACCAUCUGGCCAAAAUGAACAAAACCGCCGCUGGCUGCUGUCAAAUUACUAAUUUGACAUGACCGUCAAAGCUUGAAUCGUCUUCUUUUCAAUAAAAACUGUUGACUCCCCCCCAAGUUUACCUGUCACUUUCUCUCAUCUCCGCCUCUUCUGCUUUUCUUCUUCCGUACUUUUCUACUGGCUUCAUUUUGGGGAAAAAAAUUUUAAACGAAAACUGAUGACGUCACAAGUGGUACAAGAAACGUGGCUAAAGAAACGAAUGGGUAGUUAAAGUGCCUGGAUGUAGUGUGAAUUUGUUAACCCAAACGUAGUUUACACCCCAAAGAUUACAGGUUAUUACUUAAGACGUGACCAGCAGUCUGUCUCACAUAAAAAGGCAAAGACCCGUAAAUGGAAAGUGGGUAACCUGUGGUUUAAUGGCUUCCUUGCAGGCGUUCCCCUCCUCCCUUCCGUUUCCCUUUGGAACGCCUGCCACGCAGGCUAUCUGUAUCACAUAAAAAGGCAAAGACCAGUAAAAGUGCCGUAACCUGUGGUUUGAAUUUUCUCUUGUCCUUUAUCCCUCCUCCUCCCUUUAUUAUCGGUUCUUGGUAAAGUGAGAGAAAAUCUAAGUUGAGUUUACGUUUCAAUUUUUUUUUCAGUUGCAAAGUCAUGUCAAGUCCUUUAUGAUCAGCUCAAGGAAAAGUGAGUAUCACGACUGAUUUAAAUAAUAAUAAAAUUAAAUAGAAACAAUAAAAUAUUGAUUCUCGAUGGGGCUGUUCCUACACCAUUAAAACAGCCACAAAUGCAAAAUAAAGGCUCGGAUAAAAAACACUUUAAAAAGGUUUAAAAUGGAUUGCAAUUGUGGGUUUUUGAAAACUUGUUAGCAUAGUACAGUUAUUCAAAAUUCAUUUUUGAAGUCUGUAAUGUUUAUGACCGUGAGGCAUAUUUAUUGGACAACAGAAUAGUUUUGUCAUUCACAGGUAAUUUCUUAUUGACUUAUUGAGUUCCAUAGCGCAAAAGACUCCUUUGCGCUAUGGAAGUCAAUAAGCCAAUAAAAAAAUUACUUUGAAAGAGUAAUUGGCAAUAUUUUAUAACAAAAUAAACUAGGCAAUCGUGACAGAGCUCUUUAAGUAACAUUCCCUUUGUUUAUUCGACAGUCAAGAUAUGGAAAAAAAAAAUAGAUUAAAUGAGAUUUCAUUUUGUAUAGGUUAAACGUGACUCGGUUGAUCACUCUUCUCCUUGAUUCCAAAAUAAUUCCCGUCCUCUGUCACAUGGGAGAUUUUGGAUGUGGAGAUGGUGGAUGGACACCGGUCAUGAAGAUGAACGGCAGCAAGGUAAACUUUUCAGUAGUUUGUUCCGGAACGACAGUGCAAAAAAAAAAGGUUAUCAAAUACCACGGACUUGAUUCUUUAAGGGGUAAUUCUCAAUAGGAGUCAGGAGUGCUAUUUAAAUGAUUUUUCUAAAAAUGUCCAACGGGCUUAUUGAGAACGCUUGAGAACGCUUGAGAACGCUUUGCACCUGAGGAAAACUUUUUUGGAAAAUGGCGUCCACGAUAAACGCCAGUCUCCUGCAGUUUUUAGACACUAUAAAGAACUGAGGUGGACAUUGUCAAGAACUUUUUACAUCGUAUUAGUAACGGAAGACUAUAGGGCCCUGCUUUCAGCGAAGUUCAGCGAAUUAAGAGCGUAUUAAACUUUAACCAGUGCACAACCUUUAUCUACAGUUAGUAUCCGGGGGUUGGCAUACAGAGUACUUACAUUGCUUAGCCGUGCCAAAACUGUUCAAAGGAUCAUCUGUUGCCUAGAAAUUUCUAAAGCUUGAGAAAGGCUGAAAAUUUCCGGAGAGUGUUCCACGCGUAAUUACUAUCAAAAAUUAUAUGCCCUAUUCUUACUAGUAAAAGUACACGAAGUUCAUUUACACAGCAAGAGCCUCAAACGAUGAUCCGAAGUAAUCUGAUCAUGAGACAAUGAGACAAACCACAGCAGGACUGUAGCGGGAUCCAACGUUUGUUGAUAAUUAAGAGUUUCGAAAUAUUUCUGCAACCCCAAAGUAAUGGAGCCUUACUAGAUGUACAGGCGAAAUAACCUUCCGACCAUACUUGAAUUAAAUCAUUCUUUACCUAUGAUGGAGACUGUUGUUCUUAACAAUUUUAUGACAGCAAACUUUUCACUUCGACGCCAGUCUCUGGAGCAACAAAGAAACCUUUAACCUUGACGGAGGGAAGACUGGGUUUGACUCGCAAGAGGCUAAACUACCUUCCUACUGGAACACAUCCUUCUCCAAGAUCUGCCUCGGUAUGAAGAUCGGCCAGCAGAUUAGGUUUAUUGUCAUCAACAAGGAGGCGAACUCCUUGUACUCUCUGAUCGCUGAUGGCCAAUACCGCAAGACCUCACUGGGUCGUGACAAGUGGAAGUCGCUGAUUGGUUCUGAGGCCUCUUUACAGGGGAAAUGUAACAGGGAAGGAUUUAAUGCCAAGAGUAACAAGCAGGAUGAAGGUAAAGAUAAGUCAAAAGCAAGAAUCGGUUUCCUCGGCAACAAUGAAGACGAUUGCAAUACGUGUGACUCUAGAAUCGGGUUUGGUACUGGUGGAUUGCAUGAUAACAAUAACACAUGUGGCAACGAGGCUAUGUAUUAUCCAGACAACGGCAACAAGCAUAUAAAGGGAAUAGGUUAUAUCUUGGUACAGUAA
This is a messenger RNA of Porites lobata, 3644 nucleotides long. The record is from the annotation of a GenBank genome assembly. NCBI's taxonomy places the organism in Eukaryota, Metazoa, Cnidaria, Anthozoa, Scleractinia, Poritidae.